This is a messenger RNA of Drosophila kikkawai, 3687 nucleotides long. RefSeq names its product putative ATP-dependent RNA helicase kurz (gene kz). Gene Ontology annotation, cellular component: intracellular anatomical structure; nucleolus. The record is from RefSeq and is a predicted model, not a curated record. Lineage: Eukaryota; Metazoa; Arthropoda; Insecta; Diptera; Drosophilidae. Gene Ontology annotation, molecular function: RNA binding; helicase activity; ATP binding. Gene Ontology annotation, biological process: maturation of SSU-rRNA from tricistronic rRNA transcript (SSU-rRNA, 5.8S rRNA, LSU-rRNA).
GCUGCUGCCAUCGCUAAAACUCAGCACGUGUAAAUCAAAUGUUUGUGGCGGCGGAGUAAAAAAUAAACAUGGGCAAGAAAAAGCACAACGCCAAGGCACGACAGAACCCGCAAACGAUUGUGGACAACUCGGCCGUGAAGAAGAUCCAGAUCGAUGUGGAUGCAGUUGCCGGUGGCAAUCAGGCGGGCUAUGAUGAGGCCAACGCUCUGGUGCUGCCCUCCGAGAAACGGGCCACCAAGAUCAAGGUGGACAAGGUGCAGCACGUGAAGAUCCUCACCAAGAAGCAGCGCAAGCACCUGCAGGCGAUUGUGGACAAGAAAAAGAAAAAGGAAGGCCGCGCCCAGCUGAUGGCCGACCUGGCUGCCGUGCAAAUCCCCGAGGCCGAACUGCAGCAGUACACCUCCAUUAGCCAGGUGCAGACGGUGGGCCUGAAGCGCCUGCCCACGCUCGACGAGUACCUGGCCAAGAAGAAGGCGCGGCAGGCGCAGGUUCUGGCCGAGAAGAGCACGGGCGUCAGGCGGGUGAACGCCAUUAAGGGAUCCAAGCGGAAACUGCUCGCCGAGGAGCAGGAGGAGCUUGAUGCCAAACGUCGCAAUCCGAAUGUAGUUAGCUUGGAAGAGGACGAGGAUGACGACGACGAUGAUGACGAUUCUUCCAGCAGUGACGAGGAUGAGGCGCCGCCAGUUCCAGCCUCUGUCCCAGCUCCCAUACCCGCUCCAGUGGCUGCUCCGCCCAAAGUCGAAGCAAAGUCCCAAGGAAAGAAAACUAAGGCGGCACCAUCAACGUCUGCCUGCACCCACCAGACUGUGUAUGUGCCCGUGCAUCGGUCCAGCGAGGUGCAGGAGGCCCGCCUCCGCCUGCCCAUCCUAGCCGAGGAGCAGGAGGUGAUGGAGACCAUCAACGAGAACCCCAUUGUGAUCGUGGCCGGCGAGACGGGCUCGGGCAAGACGACGCAGUUGCCUCAGUUCCUGUACGAGGCAGGCUACGCCCAGCACAAGAUGAUUGGUGUGACGGAGCCACGGCGGGUGGCCGCCAUUGCCAUGUCCAAGCGAGUGGCACACGAGAUGAAUUUGCCGGAGAGCGAGGUCUCCUACCUCAUCCGCUUCGAGGGCAACGUGACGCCGGCCACGCGUAUCAAGUUCAUGACAGACGGCGUGCUCCUCAAGGAGAUCGAAACUGAUUUCCUGCUCAGCAAGUACUCGGUGAUCAUCCUGGACGAGGCGCACGAGCGCAGCGUCUACACAGACAUCCUGGUGGGCCUGCUCUCGCGGAUUGUGCCCCUGCGCCACAAGCGUGGCCAGCCCCUGAAGCUGGUCAUCAUGUCCGCCACGCUGCGUGUCACCGAUUUCACGGAGAAUGAACGCCUGUUUAAGGUUCCGCCGCCGCUGCUGAAGGUGGAGGCGCGCCAGUUCCCGGUGACCAUUCACUUCCAAAAGCGCACGCCCGAUGACUACGUGGCCGAGGCCUACCGCAAGACCCUUAAGAUUCACAAUCAGCUGCCCGAAGGCGGCAUCUUGGUCUUUGUCACGGGACAGCAGGAGGUCAACCAGCUGGUGCGCAAGCUGCGACGAACCUUUCCCUAUCACCCGCCCACCUCGUCAGCCAAGGAUCGCCCCAAGAAGGCGGGGGAGGACACAAAGACUCUUCAGGCGGCGGCCACAGAUUCAGAUGUGGAGGUGGAGGACCCCAAGGAGCUGGAGUUUGACAUGAAGCGCACUAUACGCAACAUGCGCAAGUCCAAGAAGAAGUUCCUGGCCCAGAUCACCCUGCCCAAGAUCAACCUGGACGACUACAAGCUGCCGGGCGACGACACCGAGGCGGAUAUGCACGAGCAGCAGGACGAGGAGGAGCCGGAGGAGCUGAUGCUGGAGGACGACGAUGCCGGCGACGACGAUGGCGAGGCGGGUCUUAUAUCCGGCAACAGGCGACCCCUCUGGGUUCUGCCCCUCUACUCGCUGCUCUCGUCGGAGAAGCAGAACCGCAUCUUCCAGCCCGUUCCCGAGGGCUGUCGCCUGUGUGUGGUGAGCACGAAUGUGGCGGAGACCUCGCUGACCAUUCCGCACAUCAAAUACGUGGUGGACAGUGGCCGCCAGAAGACCCGUCUCUACGACAAGCUAACGGGCGUGAGCGCCUUCGUGGUCACAUACACAUCCAAGGCAUCGGCGGACCAGCGAGCGGGACGAGCGGGUCGGAUCAGCGCUGGACAUUGCUAUCGCCUCUACUCCAGCGCGGUCUACAACGACUGCUUCGAGGCCUUCGCCCAGCCGGACAUCCAGAUGAAGCCCGUCGAGGAUCUCAUGCUGCAGAUGCGUUGCAUGGGCAUCGACCGCGUUGUGCACUUUCCCUUUCCCUCGCCGCCAGACCAGACUCAGCUGCAGGCCGCCGAGCAUCGGUUGACCGUGCUGGGUGCUCUGGAGGUCAGAAAGUCCUCGGAAAAGACGACCGACUUGCCGCCGGCUGUCACCCGUCUUGGCCAGGUCAUCUCCCGUUUUCCCGUGGCCCCGCGGUUCGGCAAGAUGCUGGCCCUGUCCAACCAGCAGCAGCUGCUGCCCUACACCGUUUGUCUGGUGGCUGCCCUCUCGGUCCAGGAGGUGCUCAUCGAGACGGGGGUGCAGCGGGAUGAGGAUGUGGCGCCUGGGGCGAAUCGCUUCCACCAGAAGCGUCAGAGCUGGGCGGCCAGUGGCAACUACCAGCUACUCGGUGAUCCUAUGGUCCUGCUUCGAGCUGUCGGAGCGGCGGAGUAUGCCGGCUCCCAGGGUCGCCUGUCAGAGUUCUGUACCACCAACGGUCUGCGACCGAAGGCGGUCAGCGAGGUGCGCAAGCUGCGCGUUCAGCUGACCAAUGAGAUCAACCUGAACGUGAGCGAUGUGGAGCUGGGCGUGGAUCCGGAACUCAAGCCGCCCACGGAUGCCCAGGCGCGUUUUCUGCGCCAGAUCCUGCUGGCUGGCAUGGGUGACCGCGUGGCCAGAAAGGUGCCGCUGGCCGAUAUAGCCGACAAGGAAGAGCGGCGGCGACUCAAGUAUGCCUACAACUGUGCCGACAUGGAGGAGCCGGCCUUUCUGCAUGCCUCAUCCGUGCUGCGCCAGAAGGCGCCCGAGUGGGUGGUCUAUCAGGAGGCCUACGAGCUGCAGAACGGUGACUCCACCAAGAUGUUUAUAAGAGGUAUCACCGCCAUAGAGCCGGAGUGGCUGCUCCUCUACGUUCCCCUUCUGUGCAAUGUGCGUGAGGUGCGCGAGGAUCCUGCUCCCCGGUACGACGAGGCCUCUGGUCGCAUAUUCUGCUAUGUGGACGCCACCUUUGGCAAGGCUGGCUGGGAUCUGCCGCUUGGCGAGGUGGAGAUGCCGCUCAGCGAGAAGGCCUGCUGCUACUUUGGCAUGUUCCUGUUGGAGGGCAGGGUCUGCCCCAAGCUGGCCGAGCUGCGCGGCAAGCUCAAGUCCACUCCCGCCUCCCUGAUCAAGAGCUGGUCCAGCAUGAACGACAAGGUGUUGCGCUUCAAGCGGGCACUGAUCACCAAGCAGAUCCACAACCGCCAGGCGCUCUUCGAUGAGUUCCGCAGGGAUAACCACUUCCUCCUGGAGGAGUACCAGAAUCUACUGUACGACGUGGCCCUCAGCGAGCUGACGCCUUGGUGGCCGCCUCUGGACAAGAGCUAGCUGCUGGCCUGCUUUUGUAUAACAAGUUUCAUUU